AUGGCUACGAAUCAUGCAAAUGGUACAUCUAAUGAAUCUAAUGAAGCAAAACGAAGUCACUGGAAUAAAAAGAUGCAAUCAUUACUGUCUUCUAUCGGAUAUACGGUUGGCUUAGGCCAUAUAUGGGAAUUUCCCUAUCUUUGCGCGACUAAUGGAGGAGCUGCUUUCCUGGUAGCAUACUUCGUCAUCUAUAUCAUCAUAGGAAUUCCCAUUUUAUUUAUGGAAUUAGCCAUCGGUCAGUAUGCUCAAAUGGGAAGCUUGCAAAUGAUGGCUCAUUUAUUUCCAAUACUGAAAGGUGUUGGCUAUGCAAUGAUUAUUUGCUCCUUUGGAACAGCAAUUUACUAUAACGUUAUGAUUGCGUGGUCGUGUAAUUUUCUGUUUGCCUCUAUGCAAAGCGAACUUCCUUGGGCAGGAUGCGAACAUGAUUGGAAUACAAAUAGAUGUCGUACAUAUGAUAUUAAGUGCCAACCAUUUAAUUAUUCAUUAUCAAAUAUCUCAAAUAGCCCAACAUUAAUAAGCUUAACUUAUUGGGGAUUAAUUCCUUCACAAAGUAGCAAUCUAACGGCUCCAACCGAUGAAUUUUGGAAUCGUAUGGUCUUGAAAAUCAAUGCAAAUAUUAACAAUUUCGGUGAAAUGCAAUGGAAUACAGCACUAUGUUUACUGCUAGCUUGGCUAAUUGUCUAUAUCUGCAUCUAUAAGAGUAUCCAAUCCUUUAGUAAGGUAGUUGUCUAUUUUUUCGUGCUAUUUCCUUACCUAACGCUAGUGGUAAUAAUAGUUCGUGGAACAACAUUAUCUUGCAGUAAAGCUGGAAUCCUAUUGUAUUUUCAUGCUGGAUGGGAAAAAUUGGGCCAAGUAGAUGUGUGGUCAAAAGCUGCUACCCAAGUAUUGAAGUCUCUUGGUCUAGGAUACGGCUGCUUAAUUACCAUCGGCAGCCAUAAUAAAUUCAAUAACAACUGUUUCAGAGAUGCUAUGCUCGUAUCUCUGUUUAACGGUAUUACUAGUUUGUUAGCUGGACUAGCGAUGUUUAGUUUUACUGGGUUUCUGGCAUUUGCAAAUAAUGGACAAGUGGACAAUACUAUUGAAGGAGGCAUUAGACUAGCUUUCGUAGCUUAUCCUUUAAUGGCAGCUCAAGUCUCUUUGCCCAAGUUGUGGUCGAUCUUGUUUUACUUGAUGGUUAUGAUGUUAGGCUUAAGUACUCAGGUUAUGUACUUAGAGAAUAUUCUCGUAGUAGUAUUGGAUAGUUUCCCAAAAAGUGUUGGCGCAAGAAAGAGAACAAGUGUUAUUAGUUUGUUAAUAUGCUGCACUAUCUAUGGCAUUAGUUUACCAUGCACUACUCAGGCAGGAUAUCAUAUAGUCAAUUUGAUGGCUAAUCAUUUUACUGGGAUAUCAAUUCUUAUUAUAUGCCUAUUUGAAAGUAUUGCCAUUGGAUGGGGCUACGGCUCUAUUAAACUAGGAAAAUCUGUAACCAAAAUGAUUGGUUAUAAACCAUGGUUGUAUUAUUGGUGGAUUUUCUGCUGGAUUAGUGUAGUUCCCGUUUUUCUUAUGGUAUACUGGAUGUUUAUAAUUCGAUUUUUAAUAUUAUACAACUAUUAUUAA
Molecule: messenger RNA, 1596 nt
Organism: Trichoplax adhaerens
Lineage: Eukaryota; Metazoa; Placozoa; Uniplacotomia; Trichoplacea; Trichoplacidae
Exons: 9
Coding region: 1-1596 (531 amino acids)
Biological process (GO): sodium ion transmembrane transport
Cellular component (GO): membrane
Source: RefSeq, a predicted model, not a curated record